Messenger RNA from Odobenus rosmarus divergens (Pacific walrus), 876 nucleotides. RefSeq lists its product as uncharacterized. The record is from RefSeq and is a predicted model, not a curated record. The transcript is spliced from 7 exons. Lineage: Eukaryota; Metazoa; Chordata; Mammalia; Carnivora; Odobenidae. Bases 1 to 876 code for a protein of 291 amino acids.
AUGCUGGUGGCCGUGGACGACAGCCAGGGGGCUGGCUGGAGCGUUAGCAGCGACAAGGACAGGGACCUGCAGGUGCUGUUACAGGAACUCUGCGAGCUCCAGGCAAAGCAGAGGAAGCUGAAGAGAGAGGUCGAGAAGCACAAGCUUUUUGAAGACUAUCUGAUUAAGGUCCUUGAGAUAAUCCCUAAGGGCCACAAGGAAGGGGAGAAAACAGAGGAGCCAGAGGUGGUCCUGGUGGAGACCCUGGUGGAGCACUAUGGGCAGCUCUUCACAAUCAGCCAGGACAUCCAGAAGCAUCUGGAGGCCUUCUCCGAGAUGAACCAGGUCUUCCACCAGAGGCUGGAGUCUCUAGAGGAGAGCCACAGGGCUCUUAUCCCGAGCCUCAAGAUUCGGCUGUGUCAGCUGCAAAGGCGGUGUCAUCAUGAGCAGAAGUGGUGGGGGCAGUUGGGACACCGUGUCACCUCCCAGAAGGACAUGGACAGCUCUAAUAUGGGAAGCAAGGCUGCCACUGCUGGCCACAGCCCUGAAGACCUGAAGUCUGGGACUCCAGCGCUGCCCAGAAACCAGCUGCUCGACUACCUGCAAAAGGCCAUCAACAACAUGGUCCAGCAGUGCUCCCCCUCUGCCCACAGCACGCCCAAGAGCAUGGGCCUCUUCUCUAAACUCGACCUGAUUCAGGAAUUUAUGUUGGACAAAAUGGAGACAGUGAGAUAUAUCUCACUGCUCAUGGAACCUAGAGUAUGCUGGUCAGGGGAUAGUCUCAAGAACCCCAGAAGAUACGCCAGAUCCUUCAGGAAACGCCCAAGGGAUCAAGAUUCGGUCCCCAGAACUCCCCUUCCAGGCACCCAGACUUCAGAGUGCCCCAGCUCGAACUGA